UGGCAACUAGACGUUGACGGGUCAGUCUGGCGAAUAAGUGAGCGUGAGUGAAACGUGCGGCGUCGAGCCUCACCACAAACGAGUUUUUCGAUAGACGUUAUCCUUACACUACACACCUUUGUAUCCGCGACUGUUACCCUCACCCACAAUGUCUAGUCUUCCCAGUGACGCGCCCGCGCCCCGCCUUUGCAUCAUCGUCAAGUGGCCGUACUUCGAGGGCUACGGCUUUAAUUUGCAUGCCGAAAAGUCCAAACCUGGCCAGUACAUUGGAAAGGUGGAUGAGAACUCUCCAGCCGAGAAGGCCGGACUCAUGGAGGACGACCGCAUCAUCGAAGUGAAUGGCGUCAAUAUCGCCAACGAGAACCACAAGCAGGUUGUGCAGAGGAUCAAGGCGGUGCCAAACGAGACUCGCCUGCUAGUGGUGGACCCCGCUGCCGACAGGUACUACAAGAGCAGGAACAUUGUAGUCCGCGGAUCACAGGACAAUGUGAUCACACGCAGUUCUGCCCUGGAGGAGAAGGCGCCGCCCACCCCAGAGACCCAGACCCUAUCCCCGCCGACCAGUGUCUCCAACGGCCAUCACGAGGAGAUCGACAACCGCUCCGUCAGUUCGGCAGCGUCGUCAUCAGCUGCCAGUGAGGCUUCCACCCAGCCACAGCACGCGGCCGCUCUUGCCGAAGCUGAUAAGGACUCCACAGUGGAAGAGGUCGCAUCGAACGAAACAAUGGAGAAGGAAAAGAGCCGCUCCCCUUCGCCACAGCCCGCUGAGGAAGCCGAGAACCCUUCAGAAGAGAUUUUGAUUCCCGAAGAGGACGCGGCUUCGCUGAGUGGCAGCGACAAAGUCUCAGAGAAUGACGUGAUUGCACCAGUAGAGGAGUCGUUGCCCGAACCGAGCGAGACAGAAGUUCCUCAAAUCGAAGUGUCGCUGGAGGGGCAGGAACAAACCCUCCCCGAGGCUGACGCUGCCCAGGAGGAAGAGGUGCACCAGCAGACGGAGGAGAAGGAGGAGGAAGAGGAGGAGGAGGAAGAAGAGAAGGAGGAGGAGAAGGAAAAGGACGAGGAUGAGAUAAAGGUCGAGGCUACUCCUGAACAGGAGUCUGACCUCGAGGCAGAGUACGACAACGUGGAGAUAGAUGCUGGGCGUGCCGAGGUGGCCGCAUCUCAGGCCACCUCCGAUUCGCGCCGUCUUUCUGCUUCCUCCGGCGAGUCACACUCCUCACACGGCUCCGACACCGCCCGCACUGACCCCCCUCCUACUCAGAGUCCCAUGAGCACCUCCCCCACGCCGCCACCCUCACUGGAGUCUGCCCCAGAGCCUGUGCGCAGUUCUCCCCAAGCACCCCUCAACAGUACUGCCGACACCACCACCACCAAAACCAGCAUCACCAACAAUGCUAGUCCAAAGUCCCAGCCAGUGUCCAACAACAACACUUAUAACUCCAGCGGCCUCAACCUCAACAUGUCUGCGGCGGAGAUGCGAGCAAUGCUGGCUCGCAAAAAGAAGGCUGACCCUCGGAAGGAGACAGUCGAUCUCAAGACAAAGUACGAGAUCAUCCAAAACAUGUAAAGAGCUGGGCGGGGCCUAGCAGGCGUCCCUGUCACACCAGACACGCCGAAUUACCACUUCUGUGGUUCAUGGUUAUUUUUCACACUUAAUCUAUCUUUUUCUGUGAUUUAUGAAGAUUGUACAUGUGGUGGAGACUAGUAAAUAAUCAUGUAUAUAUUAGUAAAAUGUAUAAUUAUUAUUUAGAAUAAUUUUUGGUAUCUAUGAGGCUGAGUCCCUUGCCAGGGUUAGGCCAAGGUCUGUGAAACAGGGAACAGGGAAGAUAAUUGUCGAUUCAGAGUAAUAGAAUGGAUUUCAAGCAAGCUUCCAUAUACACCGAGGCAAUUAUUGUUUAUCUUGUCAUGUGAAAUACAUAUAUACCAGCAUGUACCCACAGAUGCCUCCAAGACAGAGCAUUUCAUCUUCAUGCCCUUGAUUACAGGCCAUUCUAAUGCCAUGCCAAAGGCACAAGCCUAGAAAUGUAAGCAGCAUGGAGGGGGAGCUGGAAUAGAGGCUUAGCUGCCUCACCGGUUACUUGCCAGCACAGGACUGGUGUGCAACCAAACAGGCAAUAUAAAACUUGAAUUAAUGGUAUUACAAGCUUACAUGAGUAAUUAGCAUGUAUUUGAAGACAUGAACACCUCACUUCUAAGUCUUAUUAUUGUAAAAUAAUUCAUUCUUCUGAUUCAUAUUAUGUGCCGAAACAUGGACUUGGGGCAUUGACGGAGCGGCUGCUGCCACCCACCUAUAGCUUAACGUUCCUUGCCCUGUUUGCCUCUGGCACAACGAUGGUGGCAUAAUGAUCAGAAUAUUGAUUCUCUGAGGUAUACCAGCGUAGUCUCCUUGAGCACUUAGGGAUAUAUUAUUUUUGGAUUGAUAGUUUACACUAUCUACCCGAAGUCGUUAUAUCAUUUAAAGUGUGUCGAUCUACUGAAGGAAUGAUGUGAAGACCCUCCUCACCCUGAUCUCCCACUGCUUCCUUCACCGAGCAUGCAAGUUCGUCACUAAUUGCGUCACUAACAAGUAGUACAAGAAGGCAGCACAGUGAGGUAACGUGUAGGACAGGUCAGUGCAACACCUUACUGAGGAACACUACACAAGGACUCACAAGUAGGUAGCUUUUGAACAUGUGGUUUGAUUUCUUGUGAAGUGUACCUCUCGGUAUAUAACCCACAGGUGUGUAUGUAUGAUAACUCUAAUGCUUACCAGUGCAUUCUUUGUUGUCCCUAUUCAUUGUGAUAUGUGACCAGUAUAUAUUCAAUAAACAGUAAGCAUCUGA
Scylla paramamosain (green mud crab) is the source of this 2822-nucleotide messenger RNA. RefSeq names its product Na(+)/H(+) exchange regulatory cofactor NHE-RF1-like. The record is from RefSeq and is a predicted model, not a curated record. The transcript is spliced from 5 exons. Lineage: Eukaryota; Metazoa; Arthropoda; Malacostraca; Decapoda; Portunidae. Gene Ontology annotation, molecular function: protein-membrane adaptor activity; protein binding. Gene Ontology annotation, cellular component: apical plasma membrane. Bases 149 to 1567 code for a protein of 472 amino acids. Gene Ontology annotation, biological process: protein localization to plasma membrane.